AUGCAAGAUGAAGAUCUUUCGCCGGCUUCACCUGCGGCCUCGCGUUCUCAGGAGGCCGUGAGGAAAGAGCUGCUGCGACAACGUCUUCGGCAGGCGGGGAAGAAGCAAGCUGCGGCCGUGUUCCACGAUGGGGCCAUUCAAGGUGGCCUCGCUGGGGUGGUCAGCGCUGCCAAAGACAAAGAGGCUCGGAGCGAGAGCCCGACCGUUGGGCGUGAGCUAUCGAGAAGGAGCAACGACAGCGAUGUCAGCCGAGCAAGCUCCUUCUGCGAGGAUGGGCCUUCGCGAAGGGCGUCGGCUGCCUCCGUGGUGUCCAACAAGGGAAAAUCCCUGAACCCGGGCGAGCUCCGAAAGUCGCUCCGGAGCCUUCGAAAACCUGCGCUGCAGAUUCAGACAGAGGUGGAGGACGCUCCCCAGCGAAGUGCGACCAGGGGCACCGUGAGCGCGCCGCUCCCCCUGAAGCCCGAGAAGGCUUUGUCUUCGCUGAGCAUCUUCAAGAACUGCUGCGAGUCAUUCUUCUACCACUUGGCUGCCCUUGGUGAGCAAGUGCUGCUCAGAGGUGGCGAGUAUCGAGACCUGCGGGGACCCGGAGGCCAACGGGUCACCAGCGAUUCAGGCAAGAUGGCAGCUGCAGCUGUGGUUAUCAGCGGCACCUUCCGUGUGGAGGUGAACGGCGUCGCUACGGAGGAGCUGAAUUCUGGUCAGGCCUUCGGCUUUGCAGACGUGGUGGCUCUAGGCAUGCACAGUCAUGGCGGUCAUCGCGUCCCAACUCCUGGCAUAGUUUCCCUUCGUGCCACGACCAAGGACAUGGGGCCUCCGAACUCCGUGCGCUUGCCCUGCUGUUGCUUCCUCAUUCGUGCCGGCGCUGUGCGGCGUGCAGUCCAGGAGAUGCCGGCGGAGCAGGCUCGACUGGAGCCCUUGAUGGAGAUUCUGAGUCACAAAGGCAAAAGCAACGACUUCCUAAAGCCGUUGAUGACCGCACUGCAGUGCGGUGAGGCUGCCAGGCCACAUGUGUUACACUCCUCAACAAGGCAUCUUUUCUGCGAGGGAGAGUUGAUCGUCACGCAAGGCAAAAGGAAGUUUGAGGGCUUGGUGUUGGUCCGCCGUGGCAGCGUCUCCAUGCAAAUCAACGGUGUGGAGGUGCGGCGAUUCGCCACGGGCCAGGUCGUCGGCGAGGAGAUGUUGAUGAACGUCUCAGGAAAGUGGAGGUACAGCCUCGUCUGCUUGUCCUUAUGCGACAUUGUGAUCCUCCAUCGGAAAUCAUUCCUGGCCUCUGUCAAAAACCUAAAGUCGCCAAGCAGUUCUGAGGAGGGCCAGGAGUGCCAGCACUUGCUUUCUCUUCUCGAGGGUCAGUGGAAGGAGGAGCUGAUUAUUGUUUCCCUGCCACUCUUCCAUGGAUUUGACAGCAAAUUUCUGAGCCUCCUCCCACAGCUGAUGGAGAUGCGAGUCGUUCUGCCUGAAAACGAGAUAUGGUCAUCCACGUCACAGGAGGAGUGCCCAGAGUGCUCGCUUUUCCUGCUGUUAAGAGGCACCGCAGAGGAGCUCUUGACAAUCCAGCGGAAGCGCAGGGCUUCUGCAGAGCUCCAGCGCAGAGGAAGCGUCAACGGAGAGUUCCAGGUAAAGACGGUUCGUCGCACCAUCAUCCAGGGCGCCUGCGAGGGUGCAACGCAUAUGUUGGCCCUGCCCCAGGAAGGCGAGCGCAAGUUCGUUGCUUCGACGGUGUGCGUUGCAGCGGUUCUGCACCGAAAGGUUUUCCUUCACAUGCUGCACACUCAGAACUUGCCAAUCCAGGCAACAGAAGUGUCGGAGCUGCUUGAGGAGGUCAUGGACAAGAACGAGCCGCUCCCCGAUCACUCGCUGCCCACCUUUGACAUGCUGGAGACGUGCCUGCCGCUGCUCAGAGGCCUGGAUGAGGCCUUCAUGAGCUCACUUCUGCGUGGCGGAAUCCGACGCUUCUACAUGGAGGGCCAGCAGAUUUGCCCACCGAAGUGUCGCUCGGAAGCGUGCUUCGUUGUUCUUCGUGGAGAGGUUUGCAUCAGAAUGGCAGGUGUCACUCUGGGCACCUACCGCCACGGCCAGGCACUGCACAUCCUUGCGUUGUCAGCUGGUCCCUUCAUCCCCGCCUACGAGACCUUGUGCGUCCGUGUGAGCGAAGUUUGGGUGCUGCCUCGCACGGUGCUGAUGACAUCUUUAGACCACUAUCCCGCCAUGAAGCGCAUCCUCGGGCUGUUGACCGCAAUGCCGGUGGCGAAGCUUACCGGGCAGUCAGAAACGCAGGACGACGACGCGACUGUUCCAACAACUGCCGAGCCAUCCCCGAUGACAUCACCGCGAGCCAACCAGGGCCUUCGUGGCCUCCUAGGUAGCAAGGCCAAACUGAAAGCCUUGGAAGAAGAUCCGAAUUCCCCGGUCGACUUGGCACAGCUGUCGAUCUUCAACGGGCUUUCCAGCGAGUUCCUGCAUUGGAUCCAGGAAAACCUGGAGCCGAGGAUCGUCUUCUCAGAUGACACGCUCUUCGGAGAGGGCGAGAAGACAGAGAACCUGUACAUCGUCUGCAAGGGCAGCAUUUGCCUGGAGAAGAAGCAGCCGGAGACCUUCUCCCGUGGCUCUUUCUUCGGCGACUCGCAUCUCUUGGGCGUGUCCGAGGGAGCGGUGGCCACUGCAGUCAGCCUUGAGAUGUCUCUCGUCCAGGUUCUUAGUCGCCAAGUCUUGCUUCGCGGUUUGGCACAAUUCCCCUCAGAGGCCGAGCACUUCGACAACUUGACUGUCAACUAUCUGGAGUCUCAGGUGGACAAUGUUCUCCAUCAUGCGCCGGCCUUUGCUGACUGCUGCGAGGAGUUCAGGAGGAAGGUCUCGUCGAUGAUGCGCACGCGCUUAUUGCGGUCGGACGAAUGCCUGGUGAAGAAGGGCGCCAAGCGAGGCUCACUCUUCGUUGUGCGAACCGGCAUCGCGGUGGUCGAUGAGGAAACACCGCCUGUGCCAAAGCCGAGCGACGACGAUGCCUCAGAGUUGAGUGGAUCCACAGCUAGGACGAGGCGUCUUCAACAAUGGGAGGUUGUGAAUGCAGAUGUGGUUCUGGGGCUUGCUGCAAAGGCUCCAGUCACAGUCAAGGCUGCUGGCUUGAUGGCGGUGGCAGAGAUUGAGGACGAACGCUUCAUCGGAGUGCUGCGCAACUUUCCGUUGGAGGUGCCAAAGAUCAUCCAGAGCUUGGAAGGGACGCUUUGGCCGGAGGAGGCCGAGCAAGUUCCCUCCUUCCUCAACAACAUGGGUCAGUCCUAUUUCUCCCAGCUGACGCAGGAGGCUGAAUGGCGGAUGUUUCUGCCGGACCGCAAUGUCGUGAGGCAAGGGAUGGAGGGCAACGCCUUGUUUCUGCUGUGCUACGGUCGAGCGAUUUGUGCUGUCGAUGAUGUGGUGCUGGGCCAGCCGCUGGCUCGUGGUGAGGUGGUUGGUCGCGCCAAUUUCCUGGGGCUGAAGCCACGCUACGGGGUGACGGUCAAAGCCCAGACGGUAUGUCAUUUCCGUGUCAUUACGCACGAGCAGCUAUUGGAGCUCUUGACGUCGCAGCUCGCGUUGCGCGAGUGGUUCGAGCUUGCGAAGCUUCAGGUCAGGAAUUUCACCGAAUACGACCAUGAGAGGCAGAAGGUCGAAGUUUUCCGGGCGAAGCUCAGGCGGCGAACGGACCGCGCCUGGCGAAAGCACGUUCAAGAUGCUCGCGCUGCUCGCGCUGCAAGGAUGGCAGGCCGUGGUCUUCCGGCCGCUCCUGUGACAGAGGCCACUGAGAAGGAGGAAGAUCAGGAUGCUCAUCGCAGGUCCGACACGCUGACCUCGCAAGCCGCAGGAGAUGGCGAGCGCAAGGACAGCUUCACUCUCGAUGCCGUUCCUCCCAGGCCUGUGCCAACUGCAGGUUCCCUCAGCCUUCAAAUUCCAAGCGAUCGCGAGGACAUCGAGUUCGACCUCGCCAGCGCCCUGUCCGGGUUUUCCGGGUCCGACGAUGAGGCCGAGGAAGCUGACGAACGGAGCCUGUGGAGGAGCCACCACAACGCGCUUCCGAAGCCAGGGAAGCCAGGCUUGGGAAAGCACGGCUCGAUUCGUAUACUGCAAAAGCGACUUCCUGGCAAAGGAAGCUGGAAGUUCUCGAAGGGCAACACUGGCAUCAAGGCAGCCAUCCACGAAUUUUGCCGGGAGAAGGAAAAGGACCGCUUGAAAGGCAGGUUGCUGCGCAUCAUGCGGAACGACUACACGACUGGUGAAGCCACCCUGGAUGAUGACGACGACAGUGAGGAGUCCGAAGACUUCGAGUUGCCACCGGCGGAGGUGCGGGUCGUGGCCCGGGUACGCAACUUGCCCAAGCA
This is a messenger RNA of Symbiodinium sp. CCMP2456, 4349 nucleotides long. The record is from the annotation of a GenBank genome assembly. Lineage: Eukaryota; Dinophyceae; Suessiales; Symbiodiniaceae.